GAAACUCUGUCUCGUGUUUCGUUCUCUCGGCCCGGCUCGGUCGGUACUCGUCGGAGUGUCGUUUCGUCACCGGAAACGCGCGCGAAUAUUGCUGACCGUUGAAAAUUUGACCGGUGUCCCCCCUGUGUUCACGCGACACAUAGACGACGGCACGUUUGCACGAGGAAAAAGGCAGGCGUCAGCUUCGCUCCGCGCGCGCGGCUACUGCCCACGUUCGUGAAAGCGUGUUUCGUACACACGGAACACACACGAUCGCACGUUGUAAAUAGAAUGGAGGAUACACAACGCCGAGAUACGGUGUCCACGAAUUGCCACGAUGAAUGUACCGCGAAAAAUUGUUUCCUGCGUGCCGUUGUGUUUCGGUUGACGUCCGGACUGUCCCGGGGUUGGCACGUCUUCCGGACCGAACGGUAAGGAAGUCUCGUAUCACGGGAACGUAGGCGGAUCCAGCGUGGGGUAUAAACCACCCCCGCAGCACAGUCCGCAAUCGAGAGGUCCACCGGCCCAUUUCGCACAGGAGUCCGUGGGACCACCGGCCAAUUCUCCCCCAUUGCAUAUCAACAUCUGCGGCCAGGACAACACGAUGCGUGAUCCAUUAUUAAGUCCAGGUCUUGGACCUAGCGGCGUCGAUGUGGAGUACCGUAGGAGUUCCCAAGCUACCAAUCAGCUACCUAUGAGCCCGGUACAUAUUCAGCCGUCGCCGCCAUAUUAUAGGCAGCCUAGUCAAGACGAUGGCAGAAAGAGCGAGUCUCCAUCCAGAAAGCGGCGUCGGAUAUCUCGCAACGGCGUCGUUUCCGGGAUAGAAGUCCGUGAAUCAACGCCUCCGCCCACACCCCCGCUGCACACCACCCUACCAUCGUUAACUUCCUUACCUCCCAUACCGUCCCUGCCGACUCCGCCGCCAUGGGAAUUCUCUCCAGCGCCUCAGCGACGAUCGCCACGGAAUCAUAUGUCGACCCGUGGCAGCCCUACCAUCAGGAAUCGUUACCAACGAUACACAGACUCUAUCGGGCUGUCCCAUCCGUUACUGCCCGGACACAAUCCCCAUCUAGCCAUUCACAACUCUCAUCACGGGAUCCAUAGUUCCCAUCACAACAUUCACAACUCGCCUCAUAAUCUACAUACCUCCCACUAUAAUAUGCAUAACGCGCAUCAGACACAUCCCCAUCAUCCGGCCGGCGCGGGACACCAUCCAGCGCAGGGGGCGAACGACCCUGUGGUGGUCGACGUAGGCCAAGUCGGUGUAACCGGCUUAGGGGUUUCCGUUAGCGGCGAACCCCUCUGGCAUCCUCAAGCGACAGGUUACAGAAUUCCUUGCCAGCUGCACGGCAUAUACACUCCUAACGGAGCACACGCGUUUGCGCACUCGUGCCAGGUCACCCAUCAUCAUGGCCACUAUUCAGCGCCCCAUCCAAACCAUUCAGCCCACAGCCUGGUCGGUACGAUAGUUGGAGCAACAUCCAGAGGCUAUCCAACGCCGGCCGGAGGUCCUGUCGCAGCCCUCCAUCACGCUCACGUGCCUCCAGCACCCAUUCACACUGCUCAUUAUACCACGCAUCAUCAGCUCUCACAACAGCGGGAGGUUGAAUUAGAGUUAAUAGAAUCCCAUCGUCCUCAUCGGGUCGGAGCCACCGCGGAUGCACCAUUACCAUUAUCGCAUUCGUAUUCGCCGCCAGCACUCACUCAAGUCACGACGCCUCCACCCACGUUCUUUUCGGAACUCAGCCAGAAUCAAUUGGAAGUGAUUCGGACCAUAACCAUGGGCACAGAUCGGUCAGUUCAAACACUUAGACGUCUAAGACCAAGCAGAUGGAGAGGGUUAGGGCCGGCCUACCGGGGAUUCUUGCUGCAGUUCUUGGCGAUGUUCAGAAACCCGCCGUUGUCUCCGUACAGCCAGGCGGAGCUGUCCUCACCGGACUCAGCAACCGAGAAUUACGAGGCCCUGCUGUCCUUGGCGGAAAGGUUAGGCGAGGCGAAACCUCGAGGACUAACGCGGGCCGAAGUCGAACAACUGCCCUCCUACAAGUUCAACGCGGAAACGCACCAAGGAGACCAGACAAACUGCGUGGUAUGCAUGUGCGACUUCGAGGCCAUGCAAUCACUGCGCGUUCUGCCGUGCUCGCACGAGUUCCACUCAAAGUGCAUCGACAAAUGGCUCAAAUCGAACCGAACCUGUCCAAUAUGCCGUGGCGAUGCCGGCGAGUAUUUCGGCAACAGUGGGACCGGUAGCGACUGACGCCAGCCUGCUCAAGUGCACUAGCGCCAGCUGUCACGAGUCUCAGGGACGCUACACCGCACAGAGCAGCCAGCGUACACUUUGCUGGUUUGUGCAAAUUUCUGUUGAUAACGCAUUUGCGCGCCUUUUCUCUUAGCCGAGCUGGCCCGACGCGUAGAU
Molecule: messenger RNA, 2395 nt
Organism: Nomia melanderi (Alkali bee)
Lineage: Eukaryota; Metazoa; Arthropoda; Insecta; Hymenoptera; Halictidae
Source: RefSeq, a predicted model, not a curated record